GGCGGAGCCGGGCCGUGCCGGGCGGGCGGCGGGGCUGGGGCCGUGCUCGGCGCUCGGAGCCGGGCGCGUCCUGCCGCCGCUCGCCCUCCGCGGCCCCGGGAGCUGCCCCGGUUGCGCCGCAGUGGCAAGGAGCGGGGGUGUCCCGGGAUGUCCUCGUCGCCCACCGAGGAGUGCCGGUCGCCCGUGGGGCUGGACUGCUGCAGCUGCUGCCUGGACUUGGCCAACCGGAGCGGGCUGGAGGAGGGGGCCGGGGGCGAGAACAACAACCUGGGUAGCCCCACCGUGAGCAGCUUCCGGCAGCUGCAGGAGCAGCUGGUCCGCAAGAACCUCAACACCGACAAGCUCAGUUCCAUCAUGCGCCAGGACUCGCUGGAGCCCGUUGUGCGGGACCCCUGCUACCUCUUCAACCAGGGCAUCUGCAACAGGAACAUCGACCAGACCCUGCUCUCCAUCCUCCUGCUCUUCCACAGUGCCUCCGGAGCCAGCGUGGUGGCCAUCGACAACAAGAUCGAGCAGGCAAUGGAUCUUGUAAAAAAUCACCUGAUGUAUGCUGUGCGGGAGGAAGUGGAGGUCCUGAAAGAGCAAAUAAAAGAACUGUUGGAGAAAAACUCCCAGCUGGAGCGUGAGAACAGCCUCCUGAAGACGCUGGCCAGCCCUGAACAGCUGGAGAAAUUCCAGUCCCGACUCCCCACGGAGGUCCUGUGCCCGGAGGAACAGAGCCCCGGGGCAGCUGCCCCUGCCCAGCACUCCGGGGCCUCUGCGGUGUAAGGUGGCUCUGUCCUCGGGGUGGGCAGAGCCACAGAACUCUUUCUACUUAAUCUCCUGCAAAAUUGUUUCCACCUUCAUCUCACACGAAGGACUGCCAGACCGUGGCACUGAGCCGUGGACCCCUGGGCAGCCCCGGCCAGCCAGCAGAGCCAGUGUCUGUCACCUGCACGAGGAUGCUCUUCUGCGAGGGAGAUGCAGGGAGCCGACCCCUCCCCACCCAACCUGCCCUCUGACAGGAGUAAAUUGUCAACCUGCCCAUCCCAGGCUGUACUGAAGCCUGGGCAUCAGCACCCACCCUGGCAGUGGGGGGCAACCUUCGACACGCUGACGGGAAUCCAGGGUUGGAAGGAGCACACGCCGAGCCCCGUGCACUUGCUGCAGCGUGCUGGGGAGGGGGGGCUCAUCUGGCACUGCCUGAACCUGGAGGAAGACCGUUGUUUAGUGAGCAAUGAAGAUUUUGUCCCGCUCGCCACCCAGGAGCGUACUGGAGCCCAAACCUGACUGAGCAGCCCCGGUGGUGGCAGUUGCAGCAUAGAGCAUGGCUGUACACACAUCAGUGUGGGGAUUACAGUGGAAAAAAAAAAGCUUGUUUUGUUAGUUUGGGCAUCUUCUGUAGCCAUACCAAUACAUGAAGACCUGCAGGAGCGGUGCCUAUGGGGUCAUCCGUGUCCAUCUCUGUACAGCUGAGGGAUUCGAAGCAAGACUGGAGGGGCCAGCAGCUGGAACUGGGUGUCCAGCACUGCCCGAAGGAGGGGAUGGAGUCACCUCUCUGGCAUCCACCGUGACAGCGCUGCGAGGAUGGGGACUGCGACAGACUGAGCUCUAGCCUGCCAGGGUGGAGGGAGCCAGCCAGAGCCUCUGGGCUCCCUUCUUCCCUGGCCAACUCUCUGGGAAGUGACAGGACGUCCCUUUUGACGUCAGAAGCGGUGAUACAGUUGUGUAAAUCUAGAUAGAAAUUGCAAUAAACUUUACUUUUUAUAUAAA
Molecule: messenger RNA, 1752 nt
Organism: Calypte anna (Anna's hummingbird)
Lineage: Eukaryota; Metazoa; Chordata; Aves; Apodiformes; Trochilidae
Gene: TSC22D3
Product: TSC22 domain family member 3
Exons: 3
Coding region: 148-768 (206 amino acids)
Biological process (GO): regulation of transcription by RNA polymerase II
Source: RefSeq, a predicted model, not a curated record